Messenger RNA from Linum tenue, 1584 nucleotides. Lineage: Eukaryota; Viridiplantae; Streptophyta; Magnoliopsida; Malpighiales; Linaceae. The record is from the annotation of a GenBank genome assembly.
ACUAUUUACCGGCGGUAGGUGAGGCGGAAAACCACGCGCUCCCCGCCAAAUCUCUGGCCCUUAUAAAUUCGGGCGACCAACUCCAACCCGCUCAUCCUCCUCCACGUCCCAACUACAAAUACCAAAAUUUCCCCCAAUACUUUUCGCUCUUCCAUUAUCCCAUCUCCCACAAGAAGACGGGGCCAAAAGAUAAAGCGAAGUCACGCGCACCACCAUGCCGGCUGACAGCUCAUCCCUCCCCGGCAACGGAAAGACCGUCUGCGUCACCGGCGCCGGCGGCUUCAUCGCCUCCUGGAUCGUUAAACUUCUCCUCGACAGAGGCUACUCCGUCAAAGGAACUGUCAGGAAUCCAGAUGAUCCGAAGAACGCUCACUUGAGAGCACUGGAAGGAGCUGAGGAGCGGCUGACCCUGUGCAAAGCCGAUCUUCUGGAUUACCAGAGCCUCCGCGAAGCCAUUAGCGGUUGCCAAGGCGUUUUCCACACUGCUUCCCCUGUCACCGAUGAUCCAGAACAAAUGGUGGAGCCGGCGGUGGACGGGACCAAGUAUGUCAUAAACGCGGCAGCGGAAGCCAAAGUGCGGCGGGUUGUAUUUACGUCCUCCAUCGGCGCCGUCUACAUGGACCCCAGCCGGAGCCCGGACACGGUGGUGGACGAAUCUUGCUGGAGCGACCUGGAGUUCUGCAAGAACACCAAGGGGCAGAACUGGUACUGCUACGGGAAGACGGUGGCGGAGCAGGCGGCGUGGGAGAUGGCGGAGGAGAAAGGGGUGGACGUGGUGGCGGUGAACCCGGUUCUGGUGCUGGGCCCGUUGUUGCAAUCGACAAUUAAUGCCAGCAUAAUCCAUAUCUUAAAGUACCUGACCGGGUCCGCCAAGACGUACGCCAAUUCGGUGCAGGCUUAUGUCCACGUCAAGGACGUCGCGCUGGCACACAUUCUGGUGUUCGAGAACCCCGCCGCCUCCGGCCGGUACCUCUGCGCCGAGAGCGUGCUCCACCGCGGCGAGGUUGUUGAAAUCCUCGCCAAGUUGUUCCCCGACUACCCUGUCCCCACCAAGUGUUCGGAUGAGAAGAACCCAAGAGCAAAACCGUACAAGUUCUCGUGCCAGAAACUGAAAGACCUUGGCCUGAAGUUCACUCCGGCGAAGCAGUGCCUCUAUGAAACGGUCACGUCCCUCCAGGAGAAGGGCCACCUUGCCCUUCCUGCCCCCAAGCUGCAAGAUCAGGAACCCGUUAAAAUCCAGUCUUCUUGAUAACCACAAACAACACACACCUCCACAGCACACAGCGUGGGGGCAGUGGUAACUAUCUAUCUCUUCAUCCGCAACCAAUUGGACCCUCGUUCAAUCGUCUCGUAGUUAGAGAAUGUAAUACCGACUACCAACCAGGAAAGAGGCUGAAAUGCUGCAGAGCUAGCUAAUUAAACGAAGCCUGCUCUCUUCUUUUGUGUUCUAUUCAUAUCUCAUCAAUUUACAUGUUGAUUUGAUAUAUCCCAAGUGUUGUAAUGGAUACUUAGUCCUUGUCUCUUUUGAUCCUGUGUAAUUAUAAACCCUCUACUGCCAUUUUAAGGGUGUCUCAUCAUUUUUAA